UAGGUUCCGCCGGCAACUUAGUCCUAAUAUCAGUUAGUGUACGUUCAGAUCCACAGGAGACAAGACAUGAAAAUCUGGUUGCUGUUGGCUCUUGUUGGAUAUGUUUGGGCUUUGCCCGCACUAGACGAGAGUCAAGUUGGGGUUGAAGUCGUUUAUGGAGAUGACCCCGAUGCCAACCCCGAGGAGACCUCAGGCCUUUUUGAGGGAGAUAUUGACCUUCAACCUGGAGAGAAUCCUCUGCACAGGAACGCUAUUGCCGACAGAAGGCGGAGAUGGUCAGGCGGAGUUGUGCCAUACACAAUCUCCCAAACAUAUCCCAGUGCGGUGCAGAACAUCUUCCAUCAAGCGAUGUCUGAAAUCGAGACGAGGACAAAGGUGAACGGAAAGACGUGCAUCCACUUCAAACCCCACGCCGGAGAGGCGGGCUACGUCAAGUUUGUCACCGGAACUGGCUGCCACACGCCUGUCGGAUACAUUGGUCGCGAGUCGGACGUGACGAUUGGGCACGGGUGCGAGCGAAAGGGAACGGUCAUGCACGAGCUGCUGCACGCACUCGGCUUCUGGCACGAGCAGAGCAGGACGGACCGUGACAACUACGUCACCAUUCACUCCGAGAACAUCCAGAAAGGUCAUGAGGGUAACUUCAACAAAUACCCAGUUGGCUACAUCGACAUGCUGGGUCAACCCUACGACUACGGAAGCAUCAUGCAUUACAGCGCCUACGCUUUUGCCAUUGACCGCACCAAGAUGACCAUUGAACCCAAGCAGCACGGAGUGACCAUUGGUCAGCGAAUCGCCCUGAGCCCCACGGACGUCAAGGAGAUUCAGCUUCUUUACGACUGCAUCCCCCCGGACCACAGUGGGACAACUUCCGCCUUUGUGACAAGUGCCCCGAUAACCACACAGGCACCGCCUUCGGGAUCGGACGUGUGUACUUUCCAGUCUAACAUGUGUCACUGGAGGAACUCUAACGCUGACACGAUGCAGUGGACCCGUCACAAGGGACCCACUCCUAGCAGUAGCACCGGACCCACCUCUGACCACACCAAUAACCCAAACAACUACUAUCUGUACUUGGAGGCUUCCGGUCACACCAACAAGGUGGCUAAGUUGGAUUCCAAGGCGUUCGCAGGGGGUGACUACUGCGUCGACUUCUACUACAACUUGCAUGGCGUUAAUAUCGGCAGCUUGACCCUUAAUGUGGUGGCUGGGACCACGAUAUACCACCUGAAGACAUGGUCGGGUGAACAUGGUGAACACUGGUAUCAUCAGAGAUUGAACGCACACAUCCACACCACCGGUACAUUCAAGUUUGAGUUCGAGGGUCACACUGGUGGCGGCUACCAUGCUGACAUGGCUAUCGACGAUAUCGUCAUUCACCCUGGAAACUGUUAAUUUUAGUGGCGAAUUUUACUCACAUUUAUAUCUUAGAAAUAAAUGUUAUAACGUA
Mya arenaria is the source of this 1450-nucleotide messenger RNA. RefSeq names its product astacin-like. The record is from RefSeq and is a predicted model, not a curated record. The coding region runs from base 67 to 1395 and encodes 442 amino acids. Gene Ontology annotation, molecular function: zinc ion binding; metalloendopeptidase activity. Gene Ontology annotation, cellular component: membrane. Gene Ontology annotation, biological process: proteolysis. Lineage: Eukaryota; Metazoa; Mollusca; Bivalvia; Myida; Myidae. The transcript is spliced from 10 exons.